This is a messenger RNA of Miniopterus natalensis, 401 nucleotides long. It is a transcript of the gene S100G, whose product is annotated as S100 calcium binding protein G. Lineage: Eukaryota; Metazoa; Chordata; Mammalia; Chiroptera; Miniopteridae. The record is from RefSeq and is a predicted model, not a curated record. Gene Ontology annotation, cellular component: cytoplasm. Gene Ontology annotation, molecular function: transition metal ion binding; calcium ion binding; calcium-dependent protein binding.
AUGAGUGCAAAAAUGUCUCCAAAAGAACUGAAGAGCAUUUUUGAAAAGUACGCAGCUAAAGAAGGUGAUCCAAACCAGCUGUCGAAGGAGGAGCUGAGGCUAUUGAUUCAGACCGAAUUCCCCAAUCUGCUAAAAGGUCCAAACACCCUAGAGGACCUCUUUAAAGAACUGGACCAGAAUGGAGACGGAGAAGUUAGUUUCGAGGAGUUCCAGGGGUUACUGAACAAGAUAUCCCAGUGAAAGAAAAAACAGAAUGAUACCAUUCUGCUCACCAAGAGAAGAGCACCUGGGAAGAGCCAUAUUCCACAUGGAGUCCCCAAUGUCUCUGUUAAAUUCUUCCCAAUCAUAAUCACUUGGUAGUGAUAGACAAUUAUUGCCAAUAAAGAAAUUCUUAGACAUGC